CCUCGAGGUCGCGUUGCUGAGUUCCCCAGCCGCGGAAAGGCUGCGAGCUGCCCCGGGCGAGAGAAGGAGGAGGGAGAAGGCCGGAAGGGGAACAGCCGCUUCGCUUUGAACGUAUGGAAGGACUAUAGGAUACUUCGUAUACAGAAAAACCAACAAAGUGGAGUCAACCACAUGCAGCAGCUUCAUGGGCUUGAAGGAUCACUUGAAGCAUGACCUUGGGCACCUCUAUGAGGAUACGUCAGAGACUCAAAUAAGUGCAAUAGCACCUUGGUCAAUGAUAGAAAAACCAACUAUGGAUAAAAUUAAUUCUAGGAAGGAGGAUCCUAAGAAGGAACUGUCUGAAGAAACUGGAAGCUUCAGUUGUGAUUCUGAGGAAAGUACAAAUUCUGAUAAUGAAUUGGGAAAAGCAACUAAAAUUGGAACAGAACCAUGCUCCUUAUCUAAGGACCACAGACAGACAUAUCCAUGUUUAGAACCACAUAUACUAAAGCGCAAUGAAAUUUUACAAGACUUUAAGUUAGAGGAAGUUCAGAUAGUAUCUAAAGAAAUUAAAAAACCUCCUGAUAUGGUGAAAGAAUAUCAAACCAAACUUGACUUUGCACUUAAGUUAGGUUACUCUGAAGAACAAGUUCAACUUGUGCUGAAUAAACUUGGUACUGAUGCUUUAAUCAAUGAUAUAUUAGGGGAACUUGUCAAACUUGGAAAUAAAACUGAGGCAGAUCAGAGUGUAAGUUCUAUUAGCACUAGUGUAAUGCGAGAAGCAUCUUCCAUUGAUUCUCAAAGAUCUGACUCUCCCCUUCAGGAGGAUGUGCUUGUGGAUGGUGAUAACCUGAGACCAAUAGUUAUUGAUGGCAGCAAUGUGGCAAUGAGUCAUGGAAACAAAGAAGUAUUCUCUUGUCGUGGGAUAAAACUGGCCGUGGACUGGUUUUUGGAAAGAGGACACAAAGAUGUCACAGUGUUUGUUCCGGCAUGGAGAAAAGAACAGUCUCGACCAGAUGCGCUCAUUACAGAUCAAGAAAUCUUGCGUAAAUUAGAAAAAGAGAAAAUUCUGGUGUUCACCCCAUCACGUCGAGUUCAAGGGAGAAGGGUGGUAUGCUAUGACGACAGGUUCAUAGUGAAGCUGGCUUUUGAGUCAGAUGGUAUAAUUGUAUCUAAUGAUAACUACAGGGAUCUAGCUAAUGAAAAGCCAGAAUGGAAGAAAUUUAUUGAUGAACGACUCCUGAUGUAUUCAUUUGUCAAUGACAAAUUCAUGCCUCCAGAUGAUCCUCUUGGCCGUCAUGGCCCAAGUCUGGAGAAUUUUCUGAGAAAGAAACCUGUUGUACCGGAACAUAAGAAGCAACCCUGUCCAUAUGGGAAGAAAUGUACUUAUGGACACAAAUGCAAAUAUUAUCACCCAGAAAGAGGAAAUCAACCUCAGAGGUCAGUAGCUGAUGAGCUUCGUGCCAUGUCUAGGAACACAGCUGCCAAAGCUGCUUGUGAAGGAGGGCUGGUGAAAAGCAACAGUGUUCCUUGUAGUACUAAGACAGACAGCACUACAGAUCUCAAGCGAACUACUCCAAAGAGGCAAUCAGAUCCUAGUAUAAGGACUCAAGUCUACCAAGACUUGGAAGAAAAGCUUCCCACCAAAAACAAAUUGGGAACCAGGUCUGUACCUUCUUUAGUUAGUAUACCAACUUCUGCUGCUGCAAAACCCCAAAGUACUGCACCUUUAACCAGUGGCCUUCCAUCUGGAGUUCAUUUCCCACCUCAGGAUCAAAGACCACAGGGACCCUAUUCUCCAGUGAUAAUGACAACCAAAAAUCAUGGAACGCCAAUGCCUUAUGAGCAGUAUCCCAAAUGUGAUUCUCCUGUGGAUGUAGGUUAUUACUCUAUGCUCAGUGCAUAUUCAAACCUAAGUAUCUCUGGUCCACGAAGUCCUGAAAGACGUUUCUCUUUGGACACAGAUUACAGAAUUAGUUCUGUAGCUUCUGACUGUAGUAGUGAAGGGAGUAUGAGUUGUGGCAGUAGCGAUUCCUACAUGGGCUACAAUGAUCGAUCUUAUGUGAGUUCUCCUGACCCUCAACUGGAAGAGAAUUUAAAAUGUCAGCAUAUGCAUCCCCAUAGCCAUCUGAACUCACAGUCCUUCUUACAGAGUUACCACGAUACACUAACCAGAGUGCAAAGUUACAGUCAUGAAGAACCAAAGCAUCAUCCGAAGCCUCCGCUUCCGUACAUGGCUGUGCACUUUCAGCAUCCGAACAUGGGAAGCCGUUCUAGUUGUCCUAUUGACUACCCUGCUUCUCAGAGUUCACAGCAUUCAAAAAGCAUGCCUCCUGGGAGAGCUCUUGCAUCCACAAGACUAGACAGUGUAUCAGACUCACGUUUGUAUGAUAAUUCUCCACUGAGAAAAAGAAAAACAUACUCCACUCAAGAAGGACUCAGUUGGGAUAGGCCAGGCUACGGGAUGGACACAUAUGGCUAUCGUCAAACUUACUCCUUACCCAGCAAUCCCACCCAGCCAUGUUAUGAGCAGUUUGCCUUCCAAAGCUUACCUGAGCAACCAGAUCAGCCUUGGCAGAUACCUUACUGUGGAAUGCCUCAGGAUCUUCCAAGGUACCAAGACAGUCGAGAGAAAGUCUACAUCAACCUGUGCAACAUUUUCCCCCCUGACCUGGUGAGGAUUGUGAUGAAAAGGAAUCCUCACAUGGCAGAUGCCCAGCAGCUUGCUGCAGCCAUUUUAGUGGAGAAGUCUCAGCUAGGUUAUUGAUGAUAUGUUGAUGAUGCAUCUUUAUGGUGUCUAUUAGUUCAGUUUCAGCUGUAUCGCUGAGGGAGGUUUGCUACAAUAGCAUUUGUGAUCUCCUUCUCAGCAAGGAGGUUAUAUAGUAAUCCAUAUAUGUGAAAUACUGUGCCAUGGAACCUGUAUGUAUAAUCCCACACACUGGAAGUAACAGGAUUUAUUUUAAAUAGUCGUUUUUUAAAAAAGAAAUAUUUCAUGGCUGGAAGGUCUCUCCAGCUUAAUAUAUUAUUAUAACUAUGAUCUCUCAGUAAGAAUCUCUAGUGCAUGUGGGUUUUAUAUGCAGCACUUUUUAAUAUUUGUUACAUAUUUAUUAAAUUAUUGGGUGUUUUAUCCUUCAAGUGCAAAACAUUUUUUUUUUCAAAACAGCAGAAAACUGAAGAGGGUUUUAUGUGCCCAGCCAACAUUUUUUCAAGCCAAGCUUAUUAGGAUCUAUUUUUUCAUAAUUAAGUUAUUUAACUUUAUUGUGUGAUUUUCUUUGUAUAUAAUCGUUUUAUUUAUAGAAAACAACAGUCUUUUGCAGCACUGAACUUAUUUUUGAGUAAUGUAUAAGUUACCAGUUUUUACACUGAAAUGGGUAACAGUAUGUUAGUACUUUAUAGUAUGGCACUUUUUAAUUUGUUUGGUUAUGGAUUUAAUUUAAAUUAUUUGUUGAUUACUGUUGAUUUUGGUGUAAGCAAAAGCAAUCAGUAGGAGAGAAACCUGCUUUUAUUAAUUUAUUACGCAAAUGAUAAAACUUUAUGUGCAGGUUCUGAAAAUACCGAGGUCAUCCAGUUCCUGACUGUCACAAAUUUGACAACUAUAUCCGUUUAGGCAGCAGUCUUAUGCAGCCAAUGUACAUUUCCAUUAAUCAGAAAUGGCAUUGAAAAGUGUAUCUCUUGUUCCUUUACUUAAUGCACAGGUAUUUCAUAAAAUAACUGUUUUUAAAUGAAACAAAUGGUGUUCUCAAUGCAAUUUUUGUAUAUAAGAUAUUGUGUAUUUUUCAUGCUAUUUAUUGAGAAGGUUUUACAUUGUGUUCAGGAUAUGCAACAUCUUAACUGCACUAUAGUAAUGGUAAUGAUACAUGAAAACAGCACAUUCUUUUUGUGAAAUACUGUAUAUGUCCUCAAAAUUAGUUUGUCUGGCCUGUGGCAUUAUAUAGGCCCACUUCUUGCCAUGAACAACAUAGUUUUAGAAGUCGACAGUGUCACCUCUUCUAGUACUAGUAUGGGAGAUUUCUGGUUUUAAGUUUUGGUCUCUUCUAGCUCUUAUAAAAUGUAAUUUUACAUAAAUAGAUUAACAGUAGAUCUCACAGUGCCUGACGCUGUAGACAUCAUGAUUGACUGCUCGUAUCCUAGGACUCCCUUCAGAGCUUCACACUGUGAUGAUUCCCAAGUUUACAUAAUUAUUGCUGAUAACUGGGUGGAUAACUGCAACUUAAAGAUGCUGUAGAACCAGAAAGUACCUACGCUGUUGAUACAAAUUGUAUCUUUAACUAUUAGAACUAUUAUUUUAAUUUAUAGAUCUAACUUUUAAAAAGAACAUUCGUGUGAAAAUGAUUUUAGACUUUGGGCAACAUUUUAUCUCUUACUUUUUGAAAAAAAUUGUAAGAUUUCAAACCCGAACUUCUUUUUUUCUAUUUGAAUACCCCCUUGACCAUUUCUCUUAAAACUGAGUAAGAAGAUACCUAAAAAUAAUGGUAAAAUGCUGCCUAAAAAGAAUGUCCAAGCACUUUUUGAAUACAUUUUUCACUACUUACACAACACUGUGUGUUGUAAGAAGUAGGAUGUUGAUACACAGUAAAUGCUCCUGCAAAGCAUUAUGCUUUUAGAGGUAUCCAGUAAUCUGAACCAUGUUCAGCAACUUUAAUUCAGGAAUUGUUCUUCUACACAGUGUUCAGUAUUGUCUAAUCAGACAGGAUAUCACUUCUGUUAGGUUUGUCUGCCUCCCUGAAGAUGGCAUCUUACAUUUUUGUCCAUGUCUUCUGAGGGAGAAUCUCUUACUUUAAUAUUUCUUUCUUUUGUCCUCAACUUCCUUGUUCCUUGCCUUUGCAGAAUAUAUUUUAUUGGAGAGAUUGUACAUUUUGCAUGGGUAUGCAGAUCCUCUUUCCUUUGAAAUAGUACUGACUUGUUGCAGUGGGCUUAUUAUUCAUAUGCUGUUUAUGGCUUAUAUUGUAACUCCGAAGUCUUGGUAACAAAUAUUCAUGCAUCUUUAAAAUAUAACUGGAUAUUCUUGCCACUAGUGAGGGUGAAAUGCAGAAACAUGACUUCUGGAAUAGAAGCAUUUCAUACUUAUUUUCAGUUGGUGUAUACGGAAUCAUACUUAGGAUUGACUGCAGCAUACUUAACUUGGAAAAAGGGUGUGAUCAUACAUUGUGUGCUACAGUGUUAAAUGUGCAGUUGUUGGACACAUGUAAUGCAGAAUUUAAACACAUGCUGAAGAGAAAUGUGCUGGAUUAGUGAAUUUAGAGCUCAUGGCAGCUCUGCUUUAAUACCUUCAGAGCUGGUACGGCCUUCAUGAGUUACAAUUAAAAGCAGAUUCCCCCACCCACCACCCACCACCCACACAAAUAGCUACAUUGUGUUCCACUGCAAUAACUUAACGUAACUGCCUCUACUGUAUACUAUAUUUUACAGAAAGCUCCAGGCUUUGAAUUAAUCAAUUUGCUGCUCUCAUUCUAUCAUUUCUUUACUGGGAAUGCUUGGCUUGGGCUAUCUAUAAUUCUGCCAUCUUAUAAAUAGUUGAAUUUGAUUAAGCUCAUUGGUGAUCCUUUUUGUGCUGUAAAGGUCUUUAAUAAUAUUCUUUUAUAUUCUUUUAAGUUCCAACAUUUAGAAAAUCAAGGAACGAUUGAUUAACUAUUAUCUGCAUACCUUAUGUUCCCAGUGCAAUGUAUGGUCAUGGUGUAGAAGCAGGGAAGCCCAGGUUGAAAUCCACUGUUAGCCAUGCAAGGCCACUGGAUAACUUAGGACCAGUCACUCACUCUUAAGUCCACUCUGCUGGACAGGGUUGCUCUUGCAGGGAAAAAAAUUGGGGGCAGAAGUGAAUUGUUCAACUCCUUGAGCCCCUGGAAGAAAGAUGGGAUGUAAAUCUAACUGUAAUAACAUUCACCCAAGUGACCUACUAUUGACAACUUUAAUCCUUUAGUUCAACUCUUUUUGUCAUGAUAUACCAGAUACCAAUACCUGCUGUUAUUGUUUACCUCCUGAAACUGGUUCUUCUAGAGUAUAUUUUAGUAGGUUUUCAAAAAUGCUGUGCUGUGCUGGAAAAAAAGAAAGUAAUAGUUAUAGUCAGUCUGGUCUAUUUUAUAUCAAAUACUCGGUGAAAUUCAAAAACACACUCACCCACUGUAUGCACUUCCGUUAACACAAGGAGUAUUUACAUGAUCUCAAAAAGAGUCUUUUCAAAGGACAGCUUAAAAAAACAUGCAUGAUUGGUGGAUCCAUGCAUACCAGUUUUAGAUCCAGGCAAUUAUAAUUGUAAAGUUCAAAUGGAAUUUUAGCAGGUAAAAUUUCAGUCUGAUUGUUCACACAGCAUAUGAACACUUACAGAAGUUGGCCUAGACAAAAUGAAAAUAUAACUCUCUUUUAUUAUUUGGCAGUUAGCUGAUGGAUAUCAAUUAAUAACUGGAACCAUUUCAGUAUUUGUAAUGUAUGGAUAUCAUAGGAGUUCAUAAUUGUAUCUUGUGCAAGUACCUACAUUUGUGCAAAUUCUUUUUUAAGAUGAUAAACUGAAGUUUUCAGAGGCUUUGUGUGUGUGUCACAUUAACAUACUUGAAACCUCUAAUCUUUUAAAAAAUCUUUUAAUAUGUUUUCUUAGAUAUGUGACUCAACUACUAUUACUUUUAGGAAACUGUCACUGUAUUGUAGCUAACCUUUUGUUGUUAAAUUCCCAGUCGUAUCUAAAAUGAGUUUUUAUGAGAAAAAUGUAUAAUUACUGCCACUUCUUUUUGCAGCUGCCAUGCAUUACAAUGUCAUUUUAAAUCUGAUAGUACUAUGGAAAGUAAAACAUACUGAUAACUUUGUAAUAUGGAGAAGGCUGACCUAUAAAUUAUUUCUACUGCCCUGCUUGCAGGAAUAUUUAAUUUCAAUACAGAGGUGUUUGUCUCCCUCUUCCAAUUCUAAAAUAAAACAGCAACAAUUUGCAAAUGAUCCAUUCCUUCACCACCAGUCCCUCCCCCACAAGAGUCCUUAGCUACUUUCUUAGUCUAAAGAAUGGCAUGAUCUUGCCCAAAAUGGACCAGAUUGUUGAAAUGGGGGUGGGCUCUAAGAAAAGGGGAGGGGGAAAAGCAGAGGGAAUUAUUGUGAAAAACGUUCCCAAUAACAAAACCAAGAUGCUUAUUAUGGUUGCUUCUAUUCUUAAUGAGGUUUUAUAAAGAUUUGGCUAGGCAAAUGCAUAGCUUUAUUUCAUAAUCUUUUAAAGGUAUCUCUAGAAGACUAAACUCUCUCUGUUCCUUUUCCUCGAGCUGUUGAGUUUGGGCUUAAUCAUAUAGGUCCAUUUAAAUCUAUGGGAUUGAAGUUAGUAUCUAUAGGACUGAAGUUGAUUUUGGUGUAUCUGCUUUUCAUUUUAGAAAUAUUUUCUGCAGCAUCCAUGAAUACUCUCCAUCAUGGUACUGUCAGUAAAUCAGCAAUAAAACUGUUAAAUAUUCCGUAGCUUUGGAUGUUGUGUCCAUUAUAUGUUAAAUAUACAUUAAAAAGAAACGUUAUGAAGUAUUGUGAUCUAUGCUUUUUUAUUCUAAACUCACUCUGUCAUCUUCCUUUCUCUCCCUCUCUGUAUGGUGUGUGUGUGUUUUCAAGCUUUAUUCUUUUAAUAUUUUCCCACAUUUGCCUACCUUCCUUCCAGGUUAAUUCGCUUCUCACAACAAAUCCACUUUCUACUUGCUCCUCAGCUAUCCUCUAUGGAGAUACUCAAACCGUUUUGCUUCUCUGCUUCUGGGCUCUGCCUGUCUUUUUCUUACCAUUCCCACCCCAAAUAACUUGUAACCCCUAUAUCCAAACACCACAUUUUAACCCGGAGAAGAUACAGUCUGGAGCUUUUAAAAAUAUUCAGUAGUAGUGUGGAUAUUUCCUAAUAAUAUUGAAAUGUUAAAUAUAUGGUUAAUUCUUAUCUGUUGAUCUGUCUUGAUAAAAUAAUACAGAAAAAUACUUAUUUUGAUACUUGUGCCAAGAAAUUUUAAUUCUUGAAGCAUAAACUAGUAAAGUGGGAAUGUAAAAUAGGGUUUAAGUAUUUUUAUAGAAGGAACUUGAACAAUUCUGUUUUUUUAACAUAAAUUUAUUGUAAAGAGUAAAGAUGUUAAUAAGGAUCUUUCUAAAAUACGUUCAUUUAAGAUUGAGUUGGGGGAAGACUGGUACGCAUUAUCCAGUCAAACUAUAGGUGGUAUUGUAUUGAACUCUUCUAAACAAACCUUGCUUUAAAAGAGCUUUAAAUUGACUUGAAAUUACAGUGAUGAUAAAACGGUGUACGUUUCUGUAAUUUGUGGACAUCCACAUCUUAUUUUGGUAUAUAUUUCAGCAUAGCUGAACUCUGUAUGUGCAGAAAUUGUCUAGAGUUUAGAUGAGUACUGCUUAAAUGGUGCUAAUAUUAAAUAGAAAACAGUAAACAGUA
Messenger RNA from Candoia aspera, 8353 nucleotides. RefSeq names its product zinc finger CCCH-type containing 12C (gene ZC3H12C). Gene Ontology annotation, molecular function: metal ion binding; mRNA binding; RNA endonuclease activity. Gene Ontology annotation, cellular component: nucleus; cytoplasmic ribonucleoprotein granule. The coding region runs from base 185 to 2746 and encodes 853 amino acids. The record is from RefSeq and is a predicted model, not a curated record. Lineage: Eukaryota; Metazoa; Chordata; Lepidosauria; Squamata; Candoiidae. The transcript is spliced from 6 exons.